CCUGCACAAAUGAAUGCAUUAGUCAAUUGGAAAGUAGGCCUAUGUUUGUUUAUAGGCUACUGGUAGAUUAAUGGCGGUCCAGUUUAUAACCCCUGCCUCGUGUCUGGUGUGAAUGUACAAGGAAAGUUGUCGUUGUGAAAUGGACUUUUGGUGCAAAUGAUAAAGUUAUGGCAUGCGGUGUCCUCUUGUUAAUAUAGAGUAGAGUUUAUUCUGUUAACGACAGUAAAACACACCGAGAUCAAACUGACCUUCUUGUGAGUACCAGACCAGUCACUAUGGUAACUGCUCUCCGCUAAACUGCAGUAAGAGCGACGCCCACUUUCACAGACUGGAAGGCGGGGCAGAAGCUCGAGUGAAUCAUCUUUUGAAACAGAGACGAUCUCUGCGCAGGGCGCCGUGUUUACAGCGAACACGACAGACUGCAGACUGGUCGAAGGAGACUGUGUGUGUACCUGCACAUUAAUCUGUCUAACUACGCUACCCGUUCAGCUAUCUAUCGACGGAGGCCAUUAGAUAACCAGAGGACUUGACUUGACCCUGAGCAAUAAGGUCAAAUACUCCAUUUCCCGCCGAUAUGAAGGUGAAUUACUCCUACCAAAACAACGCGGUGUGUGUGUGUGCAUGAUGAGCGUCUGAGGAGGAGGAGGAGGAGGAGGAGAAGAAGAAGAAGAAGGAGGCUGCGGUCUGAAACUAGAUGUUCUCCUGGAUAUAUCGAAACAAACGUCGUGUCGUUCACUCAAGGAGGAUGCGCAUUGAUUUAACAUGUUACUGUAUGUCCUAGACAGGCUCUUUCCAUCCUAAUUUUAAAGGGGGGGGGGUUGACCCGUUUUCUGCCUCCCGAGAAUCCUCCAGCCGCGGGACGUUGAAUGUUUUUCCUCCAGGUAUGGAGUGUGAAGAUGCGGAUUACAGAGGAACCCCCGCCGCUAGUUUAACAACCCUAACAUUGGUUUCAUUACACACAUCAGUGCAGGGUUAUUUUUUGCAGGAAUAAAACAGAACUAUGAAUACAUUUAUAGCUAGAGGAAUACAUUGGUGAUUUUGGAGCACGAUUGGGCUUCCAUUAGGAAACGUGAGAAAGCUACCCUGCUAGCCUGUUUGGAGUAGCUAUUAGCUUCAUUAGCUGGCUAACUGCUAAAAGGUGCUGACUGGAGAUUUAAAAGUCUUUUAAUAAUUCUGAGCAGGGUUUGCCCAAGUUUCCUUCCCUCUACAUAUUUAUUUACAGGAUUUGUGAGGAUUUACACAUCCAGGAAUGAGGUCUCGAACGGAAUGGAGCCGCUUGACCUUGUUUUGGGGUCUGAUGCUGGGUCUAUCGUCCUGCCUCCGGCCCGCCGCCGCAGAGAUCUGUGGUCCCAGCAUCGACAUUGGGAACGACAUUACUGAAUUCAGGCGUCUAGAGAACUGCACAGUGGUGGAGGGCUACUUGCAGAUCCUCCUAAUUGGUGACAAAAACAACAACAACAUCAACCAGGAAGUGUUCCGCUCCCUCAGCUUCCCCAAGCUGACGGUGAUCACAGACUACCUGCUGCUGUUCCGAGUGUCCGGCCUGGACAGUCUGAGCACGCUCUUUCCCAACCUCACCGUCAUACGCGGGCGCAACCUCUUCUACAACUACGCCCUCGUGAUCUUCGAGAUGACCAGCCUCAAGGACAUUGGCCUGUACAACCUGAGGAACAUCACCCGCGGUGCCAUCCGCAUUGAGAAGAACCCCGAGCUCUGCUACCUGGACUCCGUAGACUGGUCCCUCAUCCUGGAUGCAGAGUUCAACAAUUACAUCGCUGGCAACAAGCAGUCCAAGGAGUGCAGCGACGUUUGUCCAGGCAUCAUGGAGAACAACCCUCAGUGCAGAAAGACCAUGUUUAACGACAAUUACAACUACCGCUGCUGGAACUCCAAUCACUGCCAGAAAGAGUGCCCAGAGAAGUGUGUACGGCGAGCGUGCACUGCGGCCGGCGAGUGCUGCCACCCUCAGUGUCUGGGCAGCUGCACACUCCCUGGUAGUGACACAGCAUGUGCAGCAUGUGUGCAUUACUACCACCAAGGACGCUGUGUGGCCGACUGCCCUCCAGGCACCUACAAGUUUGAGGGCUGGAGAUGCAUCAGUGCCGAGCUUUGCUCCAAAGUCCACCUCCCCGACUUCAACAGCUUCGUCAUCCACGGCGGAGAGUGCAUGUCUGAAUGCCCUCAUGGGUACAUGCAGACCACACCCAACAGUAUGUUCUGUACAGCCUGUGAUGGUCUGUGUGAUAAAGUAUGUGAGGAGAAGGUCAUCGACUCCAUGGAUGCCGCUCAGUCUCUCAAAGGCUGCACUGUUAUCAAAGGCAACCUGCAUAUCAACAUCCGCAGAGGCCACAACAUGGUGGCAGAGCUGGAAAGUUUCACCGGUUUGAUCCAGAGGGUGACCGGUAAUGUGCGGAUCAGACAUUCCCACACUCUGACCUCCCUGGCCUUUCUCCGCAGCCUCAGAUACAUCGACGGAGAAGAGCUUCUGGAUGACGUGUACGCCUUCUUGGCAGUUGACAACCAGCAGCUCCAGUAUCUUUGGGACUGGAAACAGCAUAACCUCACCAUCAAGGCAGGAAAGCUGUUCUUCAGAGCCAACCCAAAGCUCUGCAUGUCCGAGAUCCGCAAAAUGUGGGAGAAGACGGCCAUCCAGGGCCGUUUUGAUGAGAGCGAUUUCCGAAACAACGGCGACAGAGCCAGCUGUGAAAGUACAAUCCUGACAUUUAAGUCCAACAGCACCAGCAGUACAAGGAUCAAACUGACCUGGCAGCGCUACCGUCCCCCUGACUACAGAGACCUCAUCAGCUUUAUUGUGUACUACAAGGAGGCGCCGUACCAGAACAUCACAGUGUACGAUGGGCAGGAUGGCUGUGGCUCCAACAGCUGGACUAUGGUGGAUGUGGAGCUGAGGCCGGACAAGGACUCAGACCCCGGGGUUCUGCUGUCCAGCCUCAAGCCCUGGACACAGUACGCUGUCUUCGUGAAGGCCAUCACACUCAUGGUGGAAGACAAACAUUUGCCGAGUGCCAAGAGCCAGGUGGUCUACAUCCGCACAAGCCCUUCAGCGCCCUCCAUGCCUCAGGAUGUGCGAGCGUACUCUAACUCAUCUACACAGUUGGUGGUGCGUUGGUCGCCCCCUAUCUCACCGAAUGGAAACCAAACUUACUACCUGGUCCGAUGGCAGCAACAAGCCGAAGACCGAGAGCUGUAUCAGCACAAUUACUGCUCUAAAGAGCUGAAGAUCCCCAUAAGGAUCGCUGCCAUAGGUGUGGGAGACCAGGAAGAGGACACCAAGCCCACUAAGCCAGAUGCCGAUGGGCCAGACAAAGGCCCCUGUUGCCCCUGCCCCAAAUCAGUCGAGGACCUGGAGGCCGAAGCUGCUGACGCCUCCUACAGAAAAGUCUUUGAAAACUUCCUGCACAACUCCAUUUUUACACCAAGGCCACCAGACCGUCGCCGUAGAGAUCUCUUUGGCAUAGCCAACUCAACCCACCCCCGCCACAACCGGCUGCACACCAACAGCAGCACCGUCCCUCCUGUCCAAGCCACUGGUAACAGCAGCACCGUGGACUUGGAGCCAGCCGACAGAGAGUACGAGUUUGUGGAGCAAGCAGUGACGGAGCGUGAGCUGCAGAUCUCUGGCCUGCAGCCGUUCACAGUUUACCGCAUCGACAUUCACGCCUGCAAUCGACAGGUCCAGCGCUGCAGCGCCGCAGAGUUUGUCUUUUCCAGAACCAAGCCUGCAGAAAAGGCUGACGACAUACCCGGCCAUGUGACCUGGGAGGGCCACGAGGACUGGGUGUUUCUGCGCUGGCCAGAGCCUCUCCACCCUAACGGACUCAUCCUCAUGUACGAGAUCAAGUUUAAACUGGCUGCUGAGAACGAGAAGCACGAAUGUGUCUCUGGCCAGAUGUAUCAGGCCCAGCGUGGCGUUCGGCUGUCCAACCUCAGUCCAGGAAACUACUCAGUCAGAGUGAGAGCCACGUCACUGGCUGGCAACGGCUCCUGGACACCCCCUCUGGACCUUUAUGUGGCUGAACGAUAUGAAAACGUCUUCUACGCUAUGAUCUUUGUUCCUAUUGCCAUCAUCCUCGUCAUCUGCCUUUUCGUCUCAAUGCUGGUGGUCCUCAGCAGGAAAAGGAACAGUGAUCGGCUUGGAAAUGGAGUCCUGUACGCCUCAGUCAACCCAGAGUACUUCAGCGCUGCAGAAAUGUAUGUACCAGAUGAAUGGGAGGUGGCACGGGAGAAGAUCGCCCUGAGUCGUGAGCUCGGCCAGGGGUCCUUUGGCAUGGUGUACGAGGGCUUGGCAAAGGGCGUGGUCAAAGAUGAACCAGAGACACAUGUCGCCAUUAAGACUGUCAACGAGUCGGCCAGCAUGAGGGAGAGAAUAGAGUUUCUCAAUGAAGCCUCUGUCAUGAAGGAGUUCAACUGUCACCACGUGGUUCGUCUCCUGGGAGUGGUUUCUCAGGGCCAACCCACCCUGGUCAUCAUGGAGCUGAUGACGCGAGGGGACCUGAAGACUUACUUGCGCUCCCUGCGACCUAAAGAGCAACAGUGGUCGAGCCUGUCUCUCCCUCCUCUGAAGAAGAUGCUUCAGAUGGCCGGGCAGAUCGCUGAUGGCAUGGCUUACCUCAACGCCAACAAGUUUGUCCACAGAGAUCUGGCAGCCAGGAACUGCAUGGUGGCCGAGGACUUCACUGUUAAGAUAGGAGACUUUGGCAUGACCAGAGACAUCUAUGAGACAGACUACUACCGUAAAGGUGGUAAGGGUUUGCUCCCAGUCCGCUGGAUGUCACCUGAGUCACUUAAGGACGGAGUCUUCACCACCACCUCUGAUGUCUGGUCUUUCGGGGUUGUACUGUGGGAAAUUGCCACCCUGGCAGAACAGCCCUACCAAGGUCUGUCCAAUGAGCAGGUGCUCCGCUUCGUCAUGGAGGGAGGGCUGCUGGAGAAACCACAGAACUGUCCUGACAUGCUGUUUGAGCUGAUGCGAAUGUGUUGGCAGUACAAUCCUAAGAUGCGUCCUUCUUUUCUGGAGAUCAUCAGCAGCCUAAAGGACGAGCUGGACCCAUCUUUCAGAGAGUCUAGUUUCUUCUACAGCACCGAUAACAAGCCGCCCGAAGCUCCGCAGCUCCAUCUGGACACUAUGGAUGAGAUUCCUCUGGAGCCCCCUUCUUCCACACAGUCACAGCAAUCCCCCGUCCCACAACAGACCCCACCCUCCCCUAGCUCAGAGGCUCCGCCCGCCCCCUCGUUAGACCCCAGCUCCCCCUCCUCUCCCUGUACCUCGACCGCUGCCAUGGACAAGCAGCCCUCCGGCCAGCAGGCAGCCAACGGGCUGUCGGGGGCGGGGCUUGCAGCAGGGGCGGUGCGGCCGUCUCUGGACGAACUGCCGCCGUACGCACACAUGAAUGGAGGGCGCAAAAACGAACGUGCCAUGCCCCUCCCACAGUCUUCUGCCUGCUGAUUGGACAGAGACACCCCACCAGACUGCAAACCCCACCACCUUUUUCUCUGCAGAACUUGAUGUCUCAGUGGGUGGGAUCUCUUUUUGUUUUAUUUCAUUUUUUUUAUCACAUACAGCAAAACCAUGUCCACCAGCUAGGUAUGGCUACUCCGUGUGGAGCAAAGACUCGCAGGGAGGUGGGGACAACUGUCACUGGGUCCAUGUUCUGCUGUACCUCCACACACCUUUUUCAUAUUGUUGUAGUUUUGGUUUCUACCAGCUGAUUGUCACAUGUGACACUGCCCUGGCUGCUGAGUGGGAGGACCAAAAGAAAAGAAAAAAACAGUAAAAAAAAAAAAAAAAGAAAGUAUUUGGUGGAGAUCUCUCCCUCUCUCUUUAUGGCUGAACUUAUUUUACAAAUUGUUGUUUGUUACUUUUGUAUAUGAAUUUUCAAAUGGGGGGAAAACAAAAUGUGUAGGCCUUUAUAAAUGACCACCGUUGUGGUUGCUUUUGAGCGGGCAUUAUGGUGAAACUGUUGAGCAUAUCUAAUGAAGAAGCACUUCAGAGAGGUCAUCAGUAGUCCUGUUGCUCUGCAGGCUGGGGGGCAGCAUAACCAGAGGGAGAAAGGUCAAAUCUGCCAAAUGUGUUGCCAAAAUUGUACUUUUUGUCAAAUUAUCUUUACUGCAGUAUUGGCCUGUAAUGCUCCAACACACCGGAUUGAAAAAUGAAAGCACUUUGUAUUGCUACCACAUCAUUCUUAAAAUCUGUGAUCAAAAUGGAAAUGAACGUCCCUCUCCAGUCCUGCACUACUCCUCUACAGCUACUCUAUCAAAAUGACGUGGUGGACCUGAAAUUGAGCCACAUCCUCUUCUCACACAAGUGCCGUUCUGUUACGGUUUAAACGCCAAAUCCAAUCAAUAUAGAAGCAAAAAAAAAAAAUACCUUGAAGCAAGGACUGCAGAGGGAAGUGCAUAAAGAGGAAAUCAAAUAUGAACACUAGAUGUAGAACAUCUCUUGAUCGGGGUUUGCCCCGAGUUCAGAGGCAUUCUUUUUGUUGUAUACAAACAGGUAUUUUUUUAGACUAGUCAUUAGUCUCCAACAUUUACAACAUCUAUACGUGGGCAGAGCUUUUAUGUACGCACCAGUUGUUUGUGUCACUUUUCUAACUUUUAUACGGUUGGAGACAUUCAUCAUGUACAGAAAGAAGCUGCUAUUCCUGAUUUCUCUUGUGGUUGUAAUAUAGUUGAUAUCUAUAUAUAAAAAGAGAAAAAA
Messenger RNA from Sander lucioperca (pikeperch), 6718 nucleotides. RefSeq names its product insulin-like growth factor 1 receptor. Gene Ontology annotation, biological process: positive regulation of kinase activity; insulin-like growth factor receptor signaling pathway; positive regulation of phosphatidylinositol 3-kinase/protein kinase B signal transduction. Bases 1250 to 5467 code for a protein of 1405 amino acids. The transcript has 21 exons. The record is from RefSeq and is a predicted model, not a curated record. Lineage: Eukaryota; Metazoa; Chordata; Actinopteri; Perciformes; Percidae. Gene Ontology annotation, molecular function: insulin receptor activity; ATP binding; phosphatidylinositol 3-kinase binding. Gene Ontology annotation, cellular component: insulin receptor complex; membrane; axon.